Ilyonectria robusta is the source of this 1992-nucleotide messenger RNA. RefSeq names its product glycerol-3-phosphate dehydrogenase. NCBI's taxonomy places the organism in Eukaryota, Fungi, Ascomycota, Sordariomycetes, Hypocreales, Nectriaceae. Gene Ontology annotation, biological process: glycerol-3-phosphate metabolic process. The record is from RefSeq and is a predicted model, not a curated record. Gene Ontology annotation, cellular component: glycerol-3-phosphate dehydrogenase (FAD) complex; mitochondrion. Gene Ontology annotation, molecular function: glycerol-3-phosphate dehydrogenase (quinone) activity. Bases 1 to 1992 code for a protein of 663 amino acids. The transcript has 2 exons.
AUGUCGUCCCGGCUCGCCAGUAUCAGGCGGCCACUGGUCGCCUCUGCGGCAGUUCUCGCCACGGUAACCGGAGUCGGCAUUGCCUACAGAUCUCGCAGCGGCAACGAGCCCGUCAAGAUGCCACUUGCAGCUAUCCAACGCGAUCACAAUGGCAAGAUCCAGCCGCCUUCAUUUCCCACGCCCAAGUCUCGGGCUCAGCAGCUCGCCGACCUACGCCGCAAUGGGUCGACCGACACUCAGGAGGAGUAUGACCUUCUCGUCAUUGGCGGCGGCGCAACAGGAACCGGAAUUGCUCUCGAUGCCGUCACUCGCGGCCUCAAAGUCGCUCUCGUCGAGCGCGACGACUUCUCCUCUGGCACCAGCUCCAAAAGCACGAAGCUAGUCCACGGCGGCGUCCGCUACCUCGAAAAGGCCGUCUGGAACCUGGAUUACUCCCAACUGCAGCUAGUCAUGGAGGCUUUGCACGAGCGCAAGGCUUUUCUAGAAAUUGCGCCACAUCUUUCUAGCUCAUUGCCUAUUCUGUUGCCAAUGCAACAUUGGUGGCAGGCUCCGUACGUGUACGCCGGCACGUUCGUCUACGACCUCCUCGCUGGAUCUCGAGGUCUUGAACGUUCGUAUUUGUUGAGCAAGAGCAAAGCGGUCGCUCAAUUUCCUAUGCUGCGUCGCGACAGUCUAGUUGGCGCCGUGGUGUAUCAUGACGGUCAGCAUAAUGACUCGAGAAUGAACAUUUCACUAGCAAUGACUGCAUCGCUCUACGGUGCUACGGUCCUCAACUAUGUCGAGGUUACGGGUCUGGAAAAGGACUCGAACGGCAAGAUUCACGGUGCGAAGAUGCGCGACACUCUGGCUUCUUCCAGCGAGGAAUUCACCGUCCGAGCAAAGGGGGUUAUCAAUGCCACCGGACCAUUCGCAGAUGCCAUUGAGCAUAUGGACGACCCGUCUCGGAAGGAUUUGGUGGCUCCGUCCUCUGGAGCCCAUAUCAUACUUCCCAAGUCAUUGUGCCCUAACAAAAUGGGCAUGCUACACGCGUCUUCAGAUGGACGAGUCAUCUUCAUUCUUCCCUGGGAGGGACGCACUCUUGCAGGGACAACUGACAACCCUUGUGAGAUUGAGCGAAAUCCGGCUGCGCGAGAUGACGAAGUGGACUUUGUCUUGAAAGAGGUCAGCAAGUUACUGUCGCCGGAUUCAGUUCUCACGAGGUCUGAUGUCCUUGCAACCUGGUCGGGCAUCCGACCUCUGAUCAUGGAUCCUCGAGCCAAGAAUACAGAGUCCCUUGUUCGUAGCCAUCUCAUCACUGUCUCUCCCUCCGGACUACUCACCUGCGCCGGAGGAAAGUGGACUACCUAUCGCCGAAUGGCUGAAGAGACUGUUGAUGAAGCUACCAAGACCUUCAAUCUGACAUCUCAGGCCACUACUCUUCCCGACAUCAGCGGUGCGCAUCUCCCACAAUUCACUACCAAUGGCAAUUGCUCUACAGAAAAACUCCCUGUCGUCGGCGCCCACGGUUAUUCACCAGCGUUGGCGUCACAGUUAAUGGAACUUCACCGCAUCGAUGUCGAUGUUGCCCAUCACCUUGCCACCAACUAUGGAGAUCGCGCCUGGUCCAUUCUCGCCAACUCUCCAUCGCAAUACACGCGCCUGUUACCAUCAUUCCCCAUUUUGGAAGCUGAGAUUCAGCACGGAGUCCGAUCCGAGUCAGCUUGCACAGUCCAAGAUAUCAUUUCACGGCGGACACGAUUGUCUUUUCUCGAUGUUGAAGGGGCUCUCAAGGCACUUCCACGCGUCAUUGAUAUCAUGGCGGAUGAGCUAGACUGGAGCGAGUCGCGCAAACAAGCCGAGUGGCUACAAACGGUCAAUUUCUUAAAAUCUAUGGGCUUAGCCCCGGAGAAGUGUGCCACGACUCGUGAGCAAGCUCCUGUGGGUAUUGCAACAUCUAGAAAGCUUGCGAUACAGGGUGUGUCAACAUCGGGUGGAAUUCUGCUAGAUUGUUAA